AUGUCAUCAUCAUCAUCAUCAUCAUCAUCAUCAUCAUCAUCAUCAUCAUCAUCAUCAUCAUCAUCAUCAUCAUCAUCAUCAUCAUCAUCAUCAUCAUCAUCAUCAUCAUCAUCAUCAUCAUCAUCAUCAUCAUCAUCAUCAUCAUCAUCAUCAUCAUCAUCAUCAUCAUCAUCAUCAUCAUCAUCAUCAUCAUCAUCAUCAUCAUCAUCAUCAUCAUCAUCAUCAUCAUCAUCAUCAUCAUCAAAAUAA
Messenger RNA from Schistosoma guineensis, 249 nucleotides. The record is from the annotation of a GenBank genome assembly. Lineage: Eukaryota; Metazoa; Platyhelminthes; Trematoda; Strigeidida; Schistosomatidae.